Molecule: messenger RNA, 7506 nt
Organism: Cebus imitator (Panamanian white-faced capuchin)
Lineage: Eukaryota; Metazoa; Chordata; Mammalia; Primates; Cebidae
Gene: RFX7
Product: regulatory factor X7
Exons: 10
Coding region: 306-4688 (1460 amino acids)
Biological process (GO): regulation of transcription by RNA polymerase II
Molecular function (GO): RNA polymerase II cis-regulatory region sequence-specific DNA binding; DNA-binding transcription factor activity, RNA polymerase II-specific
Source: RefSeq, a predicted model, not a curated record
GCAGCGUGGGGACCCCGGAGUAGAAAGCCCCGGGGACAAGGAAGGAAGGCCCGGCCGACAAAUCCCUGAGCAACCGUUCUUCUUCGAUUUUGGGGACAGCUUGCCCCACCUCGUCUUCAAACGCCCCCAUCUCACCCCCCAGCCCCGGCCGCUGACGGGAGGAGGCGGCGGCGGCGGCAGCGGGGGGCUGAGGGGCGCCGCCAUGCCUCUGCCGCGGUGAAGCGCCCCGGCCGUGAGGAGCCGCUGGUCUCCCCGGUGAUGUCCCCCAGGCGGCAGGCGAAAGCGACUCACUCGAGCCCUAGGCGAUGGCAGAGGAACAACAACAGCCGCCACCACAGCAGCCUGAUGCCCAUCAGCAGCUUCCCCCCAGCGUCCCCAACUCGGGGGUGGCCCUGCCAGCCCUUGUGCCCGGGCUGCCAGGGACAGAGGCCAGCGCGCUGCAACACAAGAUCAAGAACUCCAUCUGCAAAACUGUACAAUCUAAAGUGGACUGCAUUUUGCAAGAAGUUGAGAAGUUUACAGACCUAGAGAAACUCUACCUCUACCUUCAGCUGCCUUCUGGUCUCAGCAAUGGAGAGAAAAGUGAUCAGAAUGCCAUGUCAUCUAGUCGGGCACAACAAAUGCACGCCUUUUCCUGGAUUCGGAAUACCCUAGAGGAACAUCCUGAGACUUCACUGCCCAAACAGGAAGUCUAUGAUGAGUACAAGAGCUAUUGUGACAAUCUUGGUUACCAUCCAUUAAGUGCUGCUGAUUUUGGAAAGAUCAUGAAAAACGUCUUUCCAAAUAUGAAGGCACGUCGUUUGGGCACAAGAGGCAAAUCUAAAUAUUGCUACAGUGGACUAAGAAAAAAAGCUUUUGUUCAUAUGCCAACACUGCCCAACCUUGACUUUCACAAAACUGGAGACGGGUUGGAAGGAGCCGAACCUUCUGGGCAGCUUCAAAAUGUAGAUGAAGAAGUUAUCUCUUCUGCUUGCCGUCUUGUGUGUGAAUGGGCCCAGAAAGUGUUAAGCCAACCAUUUGACAACAUCUUGGAAUUAGCCCGCUUCCUUGUAAAAAGUCACUAUAUAGGCACCAAGUCAAUGGCAGCUCUAACUGUAAUGGCAGCAGCACCAGCAGGAAUUAAAGGAAUUACCCAGCCUUCUGCUUUUAUACCUACAGCUGAAAGUAAUUCCUUUCAGCCUCAGGUGAAGACUUUGCCAUCUCCAAUUGAUGCUAAACAGCAGUUGCAACGGAAAAUCCAAAAGAAGCAGCAAGAGCAGAAACUACAAUCCCCUUUGCCAGGAGAAUCCUCAGCAAAAAAAUCAGAAAGUGCUGCAAGCAAUGGAGUAACUAAUAUUCCUAAUGGAAAUCCUUCAAUCCUUUCUCCUCAACCUAUUGGUAUCGUUGUGGCAGCUGUCCCUAGUCCCAUUCCGGUCCAGAGGACUAGGCAAUUGGUAACUUCACCGAGUCCAAUGAGUUCUUCUGAUGGCAAAGUUCUUCCUCUCAACGUACAGGUGGUCACUCAGCACAUGCAGUCUGUGAAGCAGGCACCAAAGACUCCCCAGAACGUUCCAGCCAGUCCUGGUGGAGAUCGUUCUGCCCGGCACCGUUACCCUCAGAUCUUACCCAAACCAGCCAACACCAGUGCACUCACCAUUCGCUCUCCAACUACUGUCCUCUUUACUAGUAGUCCCAUCAAAACUGCUGUUGUACCCGCUUCACACGUGAGUUCUCUAAAUGUGGUGAAAAUGACAACAAUAUCCCUCACACCCAGCAACAGUAACACCCCUCUUAAACAUUCUGCCUCAGUCAGCAGUACUACAGGAACAACAGAAGAAUCAAGGAGUAUUCCACAGAUCAAGAAUGGUUCUGUCGUAUCACUUCAGUCUCCUGGAUCCAGGACCAGCAGUGCAGGGGGAACAUCUGCUGUGGAAGUCAAAGUGGAACCUGAAACAUCAUCAGAUGAGCAUCCUGUACAAUGCCAAGAGAACUCUGAUGGGGCUAAAGCUCCCCAAACACCUAAUGCCCUUUUGGGGCAGAAAAGUAAUACAGAUGGAGCACUGCAGAAACCUUCAAAUGAAGGUGUCAUUGAAAUAAAAGCAACUAAGGUCUGUGACCAGAGGACCAAAUGUAAAAGUCGCUGUAAUGAGAUUCUGCCAGGCACAUCAACAGGCAAUAAUCAAAGCACUGUCACUCUAUCAGUUGCUUCUCAGAACUUAACUUUCACCAGCACCAGCUCACCAUCUAAUGGUGACUCAAUCAAUAAAGACCCUAAAUUAUGCACUAAAAGCCCAAGAAAACGACUGUCUUCUACAUUGCAAGAAACACAGGUGCCUCCUGUAAAGAAACCAAUUGUGGAACAGCAUUCAGCAGCUACCACAGAAGGGCAGAAACAAGGCAGUGUUAAGAAGGACCAAAAGGUUCCACAUUCAGGGAAAACAGAAGGUUCAACAGCAGGUGCUCAGAUUCCUAGCAAGGUAUCAGUAAAUGUCAAUUCACACAUAGGAGUGAAUCAACCCUUGAAUUCUCCUGCCCUUGUUAUCAACGAUUCAGCUUUGGAACAGCCAACAACUCCAUCAUCAUCUCCAGAUAUAAAAGUAAAACUUGAAGGAAGUGUCUUUCUCUUGGACAGUGAUUCAAAGUCAGUUGGCAGCUUUAAUCCAAAUGGAUGGCAACAAAUCCCUAAGGAUUCUGAGUUUAUAUCUGCCAGUUGUGAACAACAGCAAGAUAUCAGUGUUAUGACAAUUCCUGAGCACCCUGAUAUCAAUGACUUAGAAAAAUCUGUUUGGGAAUUAGAAGGAAUGCCACAGGACACAUACAGCCAGCAGCUACAUACCCAGAUACAAGAAUCUUCUUUGAAUCAAAUACAAGCACAUUCUUCAGAUCAGUUACCUCUGCAAUCUGAACUGAAGGAGUUUGAGCCUUCUGUUUCCCAGACAAAUGAAAGCUACUUUCCUUUUGAUGAUGAACUUACACAAGAUAGUAUUGUGGAAGAGCUGGUGCUUAUGGAGCAGCAAAUGUCAAUGAACAAUUCGCAUUCCUAUGGCAACUGUUUGGGAAUGACUCUUCAGAGUCAGUCAGUAACUCCAGGAGCUCCCAUGUCAUCUCACACCUCCAGCACCCACUUCUAUCAUCCAAUCCAUAGCAAUGGCACUCCAAUCCACACACCUACACCCACACCCACACCCACUCCUACUCCAACCCCAACCCCAACCCCAACAUCUGAAAUGAUUGCUGGAUCUCAGAGUCUAUCACGGGAGAGCCCUUGCUCCAGGCUAGCCCAGACUACACCUGUGGAUAGUGCUUUAGGAAGUAGCCGACAUACACCCAUUGGUACUCCACAUUCUAACUGCAGCAGUAGUGUCCCUCCCAGCCCUGUUGAAUGCAGGAAUCCAUUUGCAUUCACUCCAAUAAGCUCCAGUAUGGCAUAUCAUGAUGCCAGCAUUGUGUCAAGUAGUCCUGUGAAACCGAUGCAAAGACCCAUGGCCACACACCCUGACAAAACAAAGCUUGAAUGGAUGAAUAAUGGGUAUAGUGGGGUUGGUAAUUCAUCAGUUUCUGGCCAUGGCAUUCUCCCAAGCUAUCAGGAACUAGUGGAAGACCGUUUCAGGAAACCUCAUGCUUUUGCUGUGCCUGGACAGUCUUAUCAGUCUCAAUCCAGACAUCAUGACACUCAUUUUGGCCGUUUGACUCCUGUCUCUCCUGUGCAGCAUCAAGGUGCCACUGUAAAUAACACCAACAAACAGGAGGGUUUUGCAGUCCCUGCCCCUCUUGAUAAUAAAGGAACUAAUUCAUCUGCCAGCAGCAACUUCAGAUGCCGGAGUGUGAGCCCUGCUGUUCAUCGCCAACGUAAUCUUAGUGGAAGCACCCUGUAUCCAGUAUCUAAUAUCCCACGAUCUAAUGUGACCCCCUUUGGAAGUCCAGUAACCCCCGAAGUUCAUGUUUUCACAAAUGUUCACACAGACACAUGUGCCAACAACAUAGCUCAAAGAAGCCAAUCAGUUCCAUUAACAGUCAUGAUGCAGACAGCCUUCCCAAACGCUCUUCAGAAGCAAGCAAACAGUAAAAAAAUAACCAAUGUUUUGUUGAGUAAACUUGAUUCUGACAAUGAUGACGCAGUGAGAGGUUUGGGAAUGAACAACCUGCCCUCCAAUUAUACGGCCCGGAUGAAUCUCACUCAGAUUUUAGAACCUUCUACUAUUUUUCCUAGUGCCAACCCACAAAAUAUGAUCGAUUCCAGCACUUCUGUUUAUGAAUUCCAGACACCAUCUUACCUCACCAAAAGUAAUAGCACCGAUCAGAUCAAUUUUUCUCCUGGAGAAAAUCAAGCACAAUCAGAAAUUGGAGAGCAACAGUUAGAUUUCAAUAGCACUGUUAAAGACCUGUUGAGUGGAGACAGCUUGCAACCCAACCAGCAGCUGGUAGGUCAGGUAGCAUCUGAUCUCACUAAUACUGCAUCUGAUUUCUCUAGCGAUAUCAGGUUGUCUUCUGAGCUCUCAGGCAGCAUCAAUGAUUUGAACACUUUAGACCCAAAUCUACUGUUUGAUCCAGGUCGUCAGCAGGGACAAGACGAUGAAGCUACACUGGAAGAAUUAAAGAAUGAUCCAUUAUUUCAACAAAUUUGCAAUGAAUCCAUGAAUUCUAUGACUUCAUCAGGUUUUGAAUGGAUAGAAAGCAAGGACCAUCCUACUGUUGAAAUGUUGGGUUAAAUUGUGUUUUAUAAUAUGUAGCACACUGUAUCUAAAGACAUAUGUAUUGUAUUUGUCUUAAUGGAAGUGCCUCCCGCAGCAGAAAUACUAUUAAUUGUGACAUUAUAAAAGCGUUUGCUGCAGAAGUGGUUUCUUCUUCAGUAGGAAAUGGUUAGACUUGCCUCAGUUCUUAACAAGUGUCUAAAGACAGUAGUCUGUAGAAGAACAAGUAUUAGGUUUUAAAUUUUAUAACGUGCCCCAUUUAAUCACAUUGUUUGCUAGUAAACAAUUGACUAUCCAGCUGUUACAAGAGCAGUCAAUCUUUAUUUUGUGUAAGUUGGUUUUAUCAGUUGAUCUGCACAGAACUCAGAAUAAACCAUCAAUUUUAGAUAUAGGCUAUUUUGUUGUUGGCAUUAUCUUUUAGAUAUAAAAUCAUAGCUAAGGUGAACUGUAGACAAGAAGGUCUUCCUUGAAACAGGGAUAAUAUUCAGGUUAUUAUAAAUAUUUAGGCUUGAAGCAUAGAGCUACUGUAGGAUGAAAAUCUCUGUAGGACUUUCUGGGGCUUCAGUACCAUUUAUACACCCAUGAUGAAGGGCUUAAAUAGGAGAAAAUAACGGAAAAUUAAAUAUUACUUUAAGGAAAGCAAAGCUGCACUAAAAUUUUUAAGAGAAGCAAGUAGCCAUUUAUAUUUGUGACCCUGCAUUAAUAUUAUUUGUAAGUGUUGAUUUUAAUACGGAGCUAGCCCACAUGGAUGCGCAGGCACGCACACACAAAACAAGUACAUGUAAUUCAACAUUUGUAAUAUAAUAAAUACAAGCAUGUUAGAAAAAUGCUUUAUGUUUUGUUGAGGCAGGGGAAUGAGAAGGAAAACAAAAGCAUUCUCUUCGUUUCAUCACAAUGGCUGCAUGUACUUAUUGAGAUUCUAACUGAGAUUUAUUUUGAAAUUUUUCAUUAAAAUAUAUCUCAGUAAUCAAUUUUUUCCUCUUCAGUUGAGUGACUGAUGCCUUCACUCCUCUUGAAUAUAGUAACAUAGUUUGAUCGUAGGAUCCCUUUGAAAAACAAGCAGGAAGGAGGAUAACAUAAAAAACAGCAAAAAACAUUUCACCACAUAAGGUCUGAAGCCACAUAUCUUCGUAUCUCUGAUGAAACAAAGGGGAUAUCAAUAGUACUUGAAGAAGAGGAGCAUUUUAUUACUUGCUUUAUUUAUUUAUUGUGAUAACCACAAUUGCAAAUGAAGAACUCAGGAUUUGUUUUAAAAUGUUUCUCUCUAUGGCUCCCUUUUUUUUGUGAAUAAUUAUUUAUGAGUUGCAUAUUGACACAAAUCUUCUCACUGGUUGAAAGCUCCAUUUAAGUGAGUAUCGAGAUCACUUUCAAAAAGAUUUUUAAAUUGCCGUUGUUUUUAAAGCUAACAAAAAACCAUUUGCUAUGCUACCUUGAACCUAGCUAAGCUUUCCUUUAUCUUAGUAAGCCAAUCAGAAGACUACAAUCAAUGAAUACUUAGCAAAUGUGCUGAAGAGUUUAAUUUAAUAAGGUUUUGUUGUUCAAUAAAUUUGCAAAGUAGGGUAUUAACAUAUUUUGAUAAAUAAAUGGUGCUAGAGUUGGCGCAGAGGUUUAUAAAUUGAUAUGUCUUAGUUAUUGGCAUUUGUGUGUGUUUGCUGUUAUCCUGAUUUAAUGAUUUGUUAGGUACUUUUUUCUUGAUGCUAAUUAUUUCUUCACUGUACAUUGAGACAGAGCACUACUGCACACCAAAGUAUGCAAUACCCAAAGGAAAUUGUGUGAUUUCUUCUAACAAAUGAUGGGAGCCUUUCUCUAUGAGAUACUCUGAAAAGGAGAUUUUGAGGCCAUUCUAAUCCCUUGUUUACAUUAUUAGCUUCCUACUAAUAUAAAAAUAAUGGAAAUCUUUUUUGAUAAAAAUAUAAAGACUGGAGGAUUUUUAACCCCCUGUACAGUAUUGCAGCAAACUCUUUAAAUUUGGUUGAAUUCGUCCAGCAAACUUUUUGGGGUUCCUAUAUUGCACUAAAUUUGUUGAACCUGUGGUAGGCACAUCUCUUAGGAUAAAUGCAACCAAUACAGUCCACAGAUUAAACUUUUUAAAUGUGUUUCAUUAUGAAAAGACAAAAUGUCAUCAAAGUGACAGAUAAAAUUGUCUUAUGUAGCAAUGUGCAUUGAUCUCAAUGAGAUAUUUCUAUUAUUCUCUUACAUGAGAAUAUUACAGCAGGAAGAAUUAAGUUUAGUUUGCUUCACCAUGUUAAUACAUGAUCACAAAAUGUGCAUGAGUGUUAUUGACUUAUCUUGUACAGUACUAGGAUUCCUGUAACCACUCUUUUUUUUCUUCGCUGUAUUGAAACUGGUUCACUGUUAACCAGGCAAGCAUAGUUAUUCACAGGUUGUUUACUUUAUGUUUACUAAUUCUGCUUAGUUAUUGUUGAACAUGUUCUGUUCCAGAUUAUUUUUUAUUGUUUUGAUGUUUAAAACAUUUUACAUACUGUUUAUCAUAAGACUUCAUGAAGUAAAUAAUUUUGCAUAUAAUUGCAAUAAGCACUGACUUUUGAACUGAAAAGAAGGAAAGUGUUUUUUUGUGCAGUGCAUUUGAGGUUCAUAUAAUAGUCUUGUACUAUAAUGUGCUUUACUACACGAUAAAUGACAAAAACAAGCCCUGUUUCAUGUUUCAUUUAGUGCAAAAAGUCAGAUUUCCCCAGUGUUUUGUUGUCUGUUGUACCUGCUGAAACUACAGUAGUUGAAUAUUGCGGUAGCAUUUCAGUUCUCUUUUUUUAUUAAAAGUGCUUAAAAAUUGUUUUUUAAAUGUUUUCAAAAACAAUUAAAAACAUUUUAUAUUAAA